This is a messenger RNA of Anopheles moucheti, 2202 nucleotides long. RefSeq names its product ADP-dependent glucokinase. Gene Ontology annotation, biological process: glucose metabolic process. Lineage: Eukaryota; Metazoa; Arthropoda; Insecta; Diptera; Culicidae. The transcript is spliced from 3 exons. Bases 87 to 1583 code for a protein of 498 amino acids. The record is from RefSeq and is a predicted model, not a curated record. Gene Ontology annotation, cellular component: endoplasmic reticulum. Gene Ontology annotation, molecular function: ADP-specific glucokinase activity.
GUGAACCGGUUUGAACCAAUGUGCCGCGCUGUUGUGGGUAUCGAAAAGUAAUGGUUAAAAGUGUUCAAACUGAUUGAGGCCGCAACAUGUUUUCCCUACUUAGCACUGCCACAAUGCUAGGCGCAUUUACUGCUCUGUUUGCAAUCGUUUUUCAAGCGUACCUUACUUCCAAUGAGCUCGUACGGUUGACCGUCAUUUUGCAGCAUUUGCGAGAUUUGGAGGUAGAAUAUCCGGUCAACAGUCCACGCGUUGCCAUCGGGUACGGUUCCUGCAGUGAUUUGCACGUGCGGGCGAUAGAUUUCCUAGAGUACAGUGACAACAUUGGCCACGCGCUAAAUGCGAGCGAAUAUACCUUCGACGACAUUACGAACGAGGAAGAGUUUCUGCUUAAUUUUGGCUAUUACUUCCAACGCGGCGCAGCUGCAGAGAGAUUUACUGCCAACAGGGAGCUGUUUAUGAGUUUGGUACAGCGAGCAAAGAAAUCGAGCACCAUCCAGCAUCACUGGGCGCUAGGCGGCAAUGCACCGGUCAUAGGAACGCGUAUGGCGAUCGAGGGUGCAAACGUGCUGCUCGGUGCCAAAAUGUCCUCAAAAUUGAAGACACACCUGCAACCAGAAGUUCGCCUCACCGGAAGCCUUAUCGAGGACGAUGAUAUUCAUCUGAUACUUGAGUACAACACCGGUGACACAUGGGGCGAUUUAGUUUCACCCCGUGCAAACCGCUACAUCCUACACAACGAUCACCACAAUCCGUACCUGAGCUCGCUGGAAGAGUUCAAUGCCGCACUCAGCGGGUUUGAGCCGCAUCUGUUCGUCGUGAGCGGCUUGCAGAUGAUGGACAAUUACCUUUAUCCCGCAGGAGUACGGGAACAGCUACUGGAACGGGUACGCUCUCAGAUGCAGGCUCAAUCACGCACUCAAACGCUGAUCCAUUUCGAAAUGGCCAGCUUCGUGGAGUUGGAGUUGCUGCAGCUGUUGCUCCGGGCAGUGCUACCGUACAGUGAUUCGAUCGGUAUGAACGAACAGGAGCUGGACAAUCUGCAGCAAGUGUUGCAAACGGGCCGCAUCAGCCUGGUGGCCGACUGUAAUCCACGCGUGGCCCAUUCGCUCGACCAAGCACGCGCCGUCUUUCGGAAGCUGAACGAAGAUUUCCACCGAAAGCAAUCGAACGCUGGGGAUGGAGCAACCCGACGCCCACUUUCUCGCAUUCAUCUGCACACGCUCGCCUAUCAGGCGUUUAUUGUGGCCAAGGAUGGUCGCUGGCAGCACACAAAACAUGCUGCUGCUAAAGCCUCGCUUACGGCACACCGGCACGUGUGUGCGAGUGCGAUCGUGAAUCCGGAUGCGGCGUACCUGCAGAUGGAUGGAAGCUUUGCCGUUUCUGCUGAACCGGGAGCAAGAAGGAUACACUUUAACAACCGUGAGCCGGUUUCGUGCUGGGAGGAAACGCUCGAACUGCAGGAUCGUGCACCAUCGAUCGUGGUGGAGAUAUGCGUAGCGCCGGUUUUAAUAUGCAAACAUGCAAAGCAAACGGUCGGCGCUGGAGACAACAUUUCCGGUGCGGGAUUAGUGCUGCAGAUAUGAGCCCGUGUGCGUGGAAAUUGCAAGAGACUGCUUAUGAGGUGUUCCACUGUUCCUGCCACAAGAGUUCCCGUUGAAAAUCGCCAACGGUAGAAGCUCGAUUUUAAAAUUGCCUAGCUUAAUACGAAGAUACUCUUUUUAAUUGUGACAAAUCAACAUUCCAUGUUCGAUUGCUCUACGCGCCAUUCCAAUGCAAUGCGUUCCAAAAUUAUAACCACACUCGUUUAUUGCUACCUAGGAUCAAGAUAAAUAUCAUUUUUUAUCAUUACACAUACAUGUUUAUCAAAAUUUAAUGAAUAUUUAAAAGCUAGUGACUAAGAAACCCCGAAAAAAGGUCGUUUGCCGAAAGAAUAAUUUCACUCGAAAUUUUUAUCAAUUACCCAACUAAUGAGACCUUGGAUUGAUGAAAACAGGGUGGUUUUGGGGGGAUUGUUUUGACGCUAUCCGAUACUUUGCGUAGCAAUUCAAGAUAGAAUUAUAAGAAAUUAAACAAUGACUAGACCAGCCAUUUCAAAAUACCUUAAGUAUAAAAGGUAACCCCAACUAUAAUAGAUGUCGUUCAUGAAGAUAAGAAACGGCACAAGGUCGAACAUUCACCACACGCGGCUAGCUCACACGAUUA